Molecule: messenger RNA, 2512 nt
Organism: Cylas formicarius (sweet potato weevil)
Lineage: Eukaryota; Metazoa; Arthropoda; Insecta; Coleoptera; Brentidae
Product: angiotensin-converting enzyme-like
Exons: 10
Coding region: 373-2364 (663 amino acids)
Biological process (GO): proteolysis
Cellular component (GO): plasma membrane
Molecular function (GO): metallopeptidase activity; peptidyl-dipeptidase activity
Source: RefSeq, a predicted model, not a curated record
ACAAGCUUAUUUACCCACUAACCACGAGCCACCGUCGUUAACGUUCGAAAUUCAGUGUAGAUUUCACCCGGGAUGGUUGCACGAAAAUUGGAGUGCCGCGAUAAGAUAACAAUUUUUACUUCAUUGCUUCGAUUGUAGAUCAAACCAAAUUCGAGUUUUCAAACAUCAGAAAUCGAGUCAAGUUAAGUUUCACCAGUCAAACGAAAUCGCAUUAGUGCUUUGUCGUGAUUGGUUUAAAGGUUGACAGGUGACCUUCGUUGCGUCACGUUAUACCGUGUGUUGGUGGAAAAGUGGUUAUGUGUGUGCGAUGCGCCGGUGAAAAUAGAUAUCCUUUUAAUUCCGUCGGUGACUUAGUUUUUUUGCAGUCUAAAAAUGGGCCUUUUCGCCAAAACGCUGCUGGUAAUGGCCUGCGCAUUCUCAGCGUCGUGCGUAUGCGACGACAAAACCGAAAGUCUCACUACGGAACUGCAGCUCGACGAUCUCGAACUGGCUGACGCGUGCGAGUCCAUAUCUUUGGGCAAAAAAACCGCGUUACUGACCGGCAAUUUCCAAGACGUGCUGGCCGCCGAAGAAAAUUACGGGGACAUGCUCAAAGUGCACGCGGAAACUUUGAGAACCUUCGACUACGUGGCGGACGAUUUGGAGAGGAACGUUACGUACCAAAUCAAACCGGGCGACGGAAUUUUACCGAAAUCUGACUGGAGUAAAUUGGUUCAGUUCAAGAACCGAAUGGCAGAGGUCGCGAACCAAGCGAAAGUACCUUGCGUGAACGGUACCAAAGGCUGCUUCCUGUCCAGGAAAGACUACCAAGAGGUCCUUCGGGACUCCAGGAACGCCACAGAGCUCGGGAAUACUUGGUCCGCUUGGCAAACGAUCUACAACGUUUCGGACGUGGAGAAACUUGGCCAAAACCUUCAUCUGGUCCGGGUUGCGGCCGCGUCGAACGGUUACGAAACCGCCAGGGAGUAUUGGGAAUUCCUCGCUAAUUAUCCCGGAGCGUACGCGAUGGCCGAAGAACUGUGGGAGGAGCUGCGGCCCCUUUACGUCAAACUUCACGCGUUCGUCAGGCGGCGAUUGUUGAAAUAUUUCCAAAUUGAAGGUGAUUCGCUGGACAUACCCGCCUAUUUAUUAGGCGACAGGUUUGGAUCGGACUGGAGCGAGGUUGCCGACAUUGUCCUGCCCCAUCCCCAGCUGCACUUCGACGUCGAAUCGUACCUCAAAUUCAAGAACGUCAAGGAAAUUUACCGGCUUGCUGAGCGCGGCGUGGAGGCUCUCUCGCUGGGCGACCUGGGGGACUCGUUCUGGCGGAACAGCGAUUUCGACGCGUCUGCGUGCGGCCCCGAAAUCCUCGAGUUUUACUCGCAGCAGUACACCGAGAUCCGCGAGUGCAACAGGUCCGCCUGGGUUACAUACCUGGACGCCCACGAGGCCGCCAUCCGCGUGGCCCUCAACAACAAAGACCACCAGUCGCUGCCACGUCAAAACUUGCGGUACUCGGCGAUCGACGAGGCUUUGUACGCGCUCGGGUCAUUGCUGGCAGUCGAAAGCUUGCAGUACCACGGGAUAGUGGAGGGGGGCGUGGCCGGCGGCGAGAACUCGGUGGAGAUGACGAAACUCCUGCUGACCGCCAUGAGGAUGCUGCCCGGGAUGCCUUACCAUUUGGCCGUGGACAUUUGGAGGCUGCGGGAGGUCGAUGGUGGGGCUGGCAACCUGACCCAGAGUUGGUGGAGGUACAGGAGGGAGUACCAAGGGGUCGGGGGCGUGACCGACCGCGAGACCGAUUUCUUCGGUGACGGUUACGUGCUGUUCAACAAACCGCAUGUGAGCAAUUUCUUUGGCGUAAUUUUGGCUUUCCAACUCUUGGAGUACUACAGGGAGCAGUCCGAGGACCCGUCCCGUAUCGUCGAAGAUAUCGGCAAGGACGAAACGUUCGCGACCUUGAUCAAGGAGAGAUCCACCACCGACUGGCCGUACAUCCUGACGUUCAACUACGGCCUGGAAAUGACGGCAUCGGCGCUAUUGAAGUAUUUUCAACCUCUGGAAGCGUAUUUGGAGACCGCCCCCGACGAGCAGAUUCCCGUGGUGACUACGACUACCACCACCACCACUACUACUACGACGACGACUACGACUACCAGUACUGGGAAGCCGCCGACUACGACCGGUGGCGUGGAUGGUAGAGCGGUUAACGAUCGGCCCGAUCAGCCCCGGGACGCGGACUUUGUGGGAGCGGGGAGUAGCGAGGCUGGUAUGUACGCGGGACUAAGCGUGCUCGUCCUGGUGGCCGUUUUUCUGGCCGGCGGGUUUACGUACAAAGUUUUACGGAAGAAGAGGAGGACGAACAAUAGGAGGUUCGACACGUAGCAGGAUCUGGAGAGAAGUGGGGGCGACCUCCCGUUUAGUGCUGUGAUUAUAGUUAAUUUAUUGUCGAUAAGGCGGGGCUCGACGGAAUUGAGCCGAUUAUGGCGGGACAUCACAACCAAAUGUCUGACUAUAGCAUUAAGGUUAUUAU